Messenger RNA from Populus trichocarpa (black cottonwood), 935 nucleotides. RefSeq lists its product as uncharacterized. NCBI's taxonomy places the organism in Eukaryota, Viridiplantae, Streptophyta, Magnoliopsida, Malpighiales, Salicaceae. The record is from RefSeq and is a predicted model, not a curated record. Bases 7 to 702 code for a protein of 231 amino acids. The transcript has 2 exons.
GUAGAAAUGAGUACCACACAGAAUGAAAAAUGCAAGGGCAAACACUUUACAUGGUCUAAGCCUGUGUCUCACAUGCUACUUGAGAUAUUAGCUGAGGAGGCACUUAAAGGAAACAAACCUUCUUCCACCUUUAGAGCAGAAUCUUUUGUUAAGGUGGCUACCGAAAUUAGUCAAAAGUUCAACGUUCAAUGCGAGCCUAAACAUGUUGACAAUCAUCUCAAAACUGUGAAAAAAGAAUGGGGAAUAAUAACCAAGCUUAAAAAUAAAAGUGGUUUUGGUUGGGAUGAUUGUUUGAAGAUGAUUACAGUUUCGAAAGAUGUUUAUGAUGAAGAAGUGAAGGCACAUCCCAAUCAUGACAAGUAUCUCAACAAAAAACUUGACAUGUACGAGGCAAUGACAAUUGUUGUUGGAAAAGAUAUGGCAACCGGAAAUUAUGCCAAAUCAUAUGCUGAUGUCAACUUGGAAGAGAACACCGAAGAGCAAUCAAUUUCAAUUGAAAAUGAAGGGGAAUAUGAAGAAACUUCUAAGGGAAAAGAGACAUCUUCCUCUAGUAUGCAAAAGAGGCAACAUAGGAAGAGAAAUCGCAUGUAUGAAGAUGAUGGUGUUGAAAAGUUGUCUAAACAGAUUGGAGAUGUAGCAGUUGCAAUUCAAAGCCUCAGCAAAAAUCAACUGAUGUUAAUGCGUUGUAUGCGGAAGUCAUGAAAAUUGAAGGCUUUGAUGAGAUCACUCUUGGGGAGGCAUUUGAUCAUUUGGUCCAAAAUGAAAUGUUGGCAAAAGCAUUUAUGGCAAAAAAUGCUAAUUUGAGGAAAAUUUGGGUUCAGAAUUUUGUGAACCAACACUACUACAGGCCUGCUUGCUAAGAUGGUUUGACUAUGUUUAAAAUUUGGGUUCAAACUAUGUUUGUUAUUUGACAAGUAUGUUUACUUGUUUAAUUC